Scomber japonicus (chub mackerel) is the source of this 3579-nucleotide messenger RNA. RefSeq names its product phosphatidylinositol glycan anchor biosynthesis class G (gene pigg). The transcript is spliced from 13 exons. Lineage: Eukaryota; Metazoa; Chordata; Actinopteri; Scombriformes; Scombridae. Bases 279 to 3176 code for a protein of 965 amino acids. Gene Ontology annotation, cellular component: endoplasmic reticulum membrane. Gene Ontology annotation, biological process: GPI anchor biosynthetic process. The record is from RefSeq and is a predicted model, not a curated record.
UCAAUGCGGAAGCCGCUUCAUAGCUAACUAGUAGUAGUGUUUUUAUUCUUAAUUACGACUAUAAAUUCAUAUCAUAAAGGCAGUUAAUAAAACACAGUAACACGUGGCUUUGUAAAGCUUCGUUUGACAGAGCGUCCAUCUGAAAUGGGAUGUUAUGGCUUUCUAUAUUCUCCUUUAUUUAGAUAAAGUAUGUAGGGAGCGUUGUGUCGGCUGCUAGCUACUGUUGCAAGUUCUCUUUCUAACUUAUUCCCUCCUCGGAGUGUCCAACAACCAGCAAAAUGAAAGUACGCUCGUCUGUGUUUGCCUCGUUUAUUUUAAUAUUUGAGGUUUUUGGGGUUUGCCUCUUCCUGCGGGGUUUUUUCCCGGUUCCUGUCAAGUCGUCUCUCUCAUCCAAGAACAAGCUGUCCGACCUGCCAGCGGAGCCUCUGACAGGGGGCUCCCACAACUCCUCUCGCCUGCCGCAGCCCCUCUUUAAAAGGGUGGUGAUCAUGUUGGUGGAUGCCAUGAGGGAGGACUUUGUGUUUGGGGUCAAUGGUCGCACCUAUAUGCCUUACACUAGACAUCUGGUGGAGAGAGGCUCAUCACUGAGCUUUGUGGCCAAGGCCAGAGCUCCCACAGUCACCAUGCCCAGGAUCAAGGCUCUCACCACUGGCAGUAUCCCAGGCUUCAUUGAUGUGAUAAUGAACCUAAAUUCUCCUGCACUGCUGGAAGACAACCUCAUUUGGCAGGCCAAAACAGCUGGGAAGAGGAUAGUCUUCUACGGAGAUGAUACCUGGGUUCGCCUUUUCCCCAAACAUUUCAUGGAGUACGAUGGAACAACGUCCUUCUUCGUAUCUGACUACACCGAGGUUGACAACAAUGUGACCCGUCACUUGGAAAGCACCCUCAAAAGAGACGACUGGGACAUUUUGAUCCUCCACUACCUUGGCCUGGACCACAUUGGUCAUAUCAGUGGACCCCACAGUUCACUCAUCCAGCCCAAGCUGCUAGAGAUGGAUGACAUCCUGAAGAAGAUCCAUAGUGCUCUCAUUCCAAAGGAGGCAGAGGGAUCGUUGCCCUACCUGCUGGUGCUGUGCGGAGACCACGGCAUGUCAGAGACCGGCAGCCACGGAGGCUCCUCAGAGCCAGAAGUCAAUACACCCCUGGUGCUCAUAAGCCCGGCCUUCAAGAGGAAAGUGGGAAUGGAGAAGCCUGGAGUAGUGGAGCAAGUCGACCUGACCCCGACCCUGGCCCUGGGACUCGGCCUACCCGUAUCUCAGAACAGCGUGGGCCGCCUCAUCCCGGGUGUCCUGGAGGAAACCUCGCUGCGAGACCAGCUGCGCUUCCUGCAUCUCAAUGGCCACCAGCUCAGCUGCCUGCUCAAAGACAGCAUGCAGGACUACCAGAAAGAGGUGGGCUUUGAGCAGUUCCGUGUGGCAGAAAAGGCUCAUGGGAGCUGGAUGAAGCUCUACCUGGAGGGCAACACCUCAGAGACGCUGACCAAUAUGGGCAAAAAGGUCCUGAAGCAGUACCUGGAGGCCCUGGCUGCCAUGAGCUCGGCCCUCAGCAAACAACUGGGCAAGUACGACAUGUACUCCAUGAUCGCAGGCAUGGUGUUUGUGUUCCAGCUGCUGUUGGUCUUACUGCUGGCUAUGCCAGAAGCUCUCAGCGGUGCAGCAUCAGUGGAUCUCCCAGUCUUCCCAGCCCUGCUCUCCCUGCCUUUCUAUCUCUUGUGCCUGCUGCUCGCCUCAGUGCACGUCUUGGUGUGCACAUCUGCUGAGAGCUCCUGUUACUUCUGCAGCCUCUCCUGGGGUCUCGUGUUCAUUGCUAUAGCCUUCUCCUCAGCAAUGUUUUGUAUCCUGGUUUCUAUGGCAACAAGACGUCUCCCCCUGGGACCAAAGAUUCAUGGGAAGUCUCCAUUGAUGAGCAGCAGCAGUGAGUGGUCUCUGUCAGAGUUGGAUGUUUUGCUGUUGGCUGGAACGAUCGGACACACUCUCAGCUUGGCGGCCAGCAGCUUUGUAGAGGAAGAGCAUCAAACCUGGUACUUUCUGCUCAACACCCUCUGCCUCGCCGUCUUCCAGGAUGUCUGUCGCAAAUACUUCAGAGAGCAGAGCUCUGGAGAUGAAGAGGAGCAUAUCCUCCUUUCCAAAGAUUGUCAUCCCCCUGCCUACCCUAAGGCAGAGAUUUGCUCUGAGAAGUGGCUAGCUUUAGCUACGCCGCCUUUCACUUUGGUCUGCUGUCGGCUGCUGCGCUCCCUCAACCAGACUGGCGUCCAGUGGGCUCAUCUUCCUGAUGUGGGACACUGGCUUAACAGCUCCGAACACAAGACGGUACUCUCCCUGCUGGCUGCUUUCUGUCUGGUUCUCAUCUACUUCCUGGUUCAAAGACGGUGCUCGUGGGUCUCCAAGAUCGCCCUCGCCCUAGGACUUCUGGGUGUCUACAGCUACCGGGCAGCUGUCGGCAAUGUCUUGUUUCCCUGGCAACACGCCGGCCGAAAUACAUCCAAGGGCACAGUGGAGGCACGCUUUGUUUACGUCUUUGUUUUGGGCAUCCUCUUCACGGGCACCAAGGACUUGUUGAGAUCCCAGAUCAUCACAGCAGAUGCCAAGUUGAAGAGCAGGGGGUUAUGGGAGAUUUACAGCGGCCUGGUUUUGUUGGUUUGUCUUUUGUUUCGUGCUCACAACUUGCCAGUGCUGUGCUGCUGUCUAUUGAUCCAAACCCUCAUGGCUCAGUUUAUCUGGAAGAAACUCCACUAUGACGCAGCCCAAACCACCAUCAUGCACUACUGGUUUGGUCAGGCCUUCUUUUACUUUCAGGGCAAUUCCAACAAUAUCGCCACCAUCGACAUUUCAGUCGGCUUCGUUGGACUGGAAAGUUACGUGGAAGCACCUGCCAUCUUCUUAACGGCCCUCAGCACUUAUGCGGGGCCCCUGCUCUGGGCGUGUCACCUCGUCUGCUAUCUCAGCUCAGGGAGAGAAAGGAGCCCGGUUGCAGUGAGCCAUGGUUGCUACUGUUUGGCCCUGCUGAGGUCUGUGCCAGCUGCAGCCUACAUUGUGCUGGUAACUGUUCUGCGCUACCAUCUCUUCAUAUGGAGCGUCUUUUCACCCAAAUUGCUGUAUGAGUCCAUGCACCUGCUGCUGACUGCUGGAGUCUGCCUCUUCUUCAACACCAUGGAGCAAAGCCGCAGCUCCAGUUAGUCUCCGGGAGCCAAAGACUGAAGAUCGUCACUUAAGGUGUCAGACAGGUCACACUCUCAUAACAUACACUACUACUACAAUAUGCUUUCCCUGUCUCACGUAGGAUACUUACCUGUUCACUACAUGUGAAUAGACGCUUUAGAAACAGAUCCAUCCUUUGAAAUCUACAUAUUUUGACACUUUUAAGAAUGCUAUCAUGUAUUUUUUGGGCAGUGUAAAUAUCCUUCUCUUUCCUAAGGGUUAAAUGUUUGGAGAGAAAUAAAAAUGACAUGAUGUAAAGGUAAUUUUUGAAAAAGGAUAACUUCUUUUUUACAAUGCAUAGUGUAAAUUAGCUCAGGGACUGUUGUGCAGAGAGCUGCAGAGCUACAUAGACAACAGUACAGUAUGGUAUGUGAUGUUUUAG